AUGUUUCCAGGUGCUGCGGGUAGAACAGCUCCCAUAUUUCAGUUAGGCAAAUGUCUCACCAUACCAAUGGAGUUACACGCCACCAAUCGGAAGCGUCUUUGUGAUCGUAUCCGAAACAAGCUAUUGAAUACUGUUACGGAAGGAUUAUCAUCAGAUUUUUCAGGCGUAUAUAUUGUACUCCAAGGCGGUACGGAUACUUAUUUGGGGGAAUCUGAUUCCGCCAACGUGUUCCGACAGGAAUCAUUUUUUCAUUGGGCAUUUGGUGGUCUUGAACCCGAUUGCUAUGGGACGGUUGAAGUUGCAUCUGGACGUUCCGCUCUAUUUAUCCCCAGAAUAUCAGAACAAAAUGCCAUAUAUUAUGGUGAAUUGGCGACUCCUGAACAAUUUUCAAGAAAAUAUGGCGUUGAUGAAACAUAUUACACUGGCGAGAUCGCCUCACGUUUGAGUCAAUGGAAAGCCACCAUUUUAUUAACACUAUGUGGGGUGAACACAGACAGUAAUCGUCCGACAUUGGAGGCUAAGUUUGAUGGCAUUGAAAAAUUUAAAGUGAACAAGAACAUUCUUCAUCAUGAAAUUGCUUUAUGUCGUCUUAUCAAAACUGAAAUGGAGUUGGAGAUUAUUCGCUACACAAAUCGCAUUAGCAGUGCUGCACAUCGCCAUUUAAUGCGCUCCGUCAAACCUGGAAUGUAUCAAUAUCAAGCAGAAAGUAUUUUUCGGCAUUACUGCUAUUUCUAUGGCGGAAUGCGUCAUAUGAGCUACACGUGUAUCGCUGCCACAGGUUGUGAUUGCGCUGUACUUCACUAUGGACACGCAGGUGCACCAAAUGAACAUCAAAUUCUAGACGGUGAAAUGUGCUUAUUUGAUAUGGGCGGUGAAUAUUAUUGUUAUUCAUCGGAUAUUACGUGUUCAUUUCCCGUGAAUGGUCGUUUCACAGAUGAUCAAAAGUUGAUCUACAAUGCUGUUUUACGAGCUUCACGUGCUGUGCUAAAUGAAAUUAGACCAGGUGCAGAUUGGGUUAAACUUCAUCAACUAGCUGAGCGAGAAAUUCUCACGCAUCUGAAAGAAGGUGGCAUUCUUCUAGGUGAUGUGAAUGAAAUGAUGAAAGCGAGACUGGGAGCCAUAUUUAUGCCUCACGGUUUAGGUCACUUACUUGGUUGUGAUGUACACGAUGUCGGUGGAUAUACAGAUGAUGCCCCGCCUCGAAUAGCACUUCCUGGUCUACAAAAUCUACGUACUGCUCGUGUCCUGCAAACCAAUAUGGUGUUGACAGUUGAGCCAGGGUGUUACUUCAUUGACAGACUAUUAAAUCAAGCCUUAUCGUCAAUUACACUUAGUAAAUAUAUUGAUCGUAGUCAAAUUGAAAGAUUCAGAAAAUUUGGUGGGGUGAGAAUUGAAGAUAACAUCGUUGUAACAGAAACCGGUCAUGAGCUUCUAACAGAUGUUCCUAGAACUGUAGAAGAAGUCGAAAAUUGGAUGUCUACCAAAGCUGAAAGUAAUGGAAACAUAUAG
Trichobilharzia regenti is the source of this 1509-nucleotide messenger RNA. The record is from the annotation of a GenBank genome assembly. NCBI's taxonomy places the organism in Eukaryota, Metazoa, Platyhelminthes, Trematoda, Strigeidida, Schistosomatidae.